CUCCUCUUUCCGGGCCAUCUCUGCCCCUCUCCCCUCCUACCUCCCACCAACCCAAGUAGGCGAGCAGCACCGCAAGCACGGGAGGCGACGCUCCGAUGGAAGCCUCGGGUGCGGCCGGCGCCCGCGGUGGUGGGGGCGGCGGGCCGGCGCCGUUCCUGCUGAAGACGUACGAGAUGGUGGACGACCCGGCGACGGACGCGGUGGUGUCGUGGAGCGACGCGUCGGACGCGAGCUUCGUGGUCUGGAACUCGCCCGAGUUCGCCGCGCGGCUGCUGCCUGCCUACUUCAAGCACAGCAAUUUCUCCAGCUUCAUCCGGCAGCUCAACACCUACGGAUUCCGUAAAAUAGAUCCAGAGCGAUGGGAAUUCGGUAACGAGUACUUUGUCAAGGGACAGAAGCACCUGCUGAAGAAUAUCUACAGGCGGAAGCCUAUCCACAGCCACAGUCAUCAACCAGCUGCGCAGUCUGAUAACGAGCGUUCAUUCUUCGAAGAUGAGAUCGACCGGCUUGCACGAGAGAAAGCAAACCUACAGGCCGAGCUCUGGAAAUUCAAGCAGCAGGAGCCUGGAACCAUGUUCCAGAUUGAAGCCCUUGAGCGACGAGCGGUUGACAUGGAGCAGCGGCAAGGCAAGAUGAUCGCCUUCCUGCAGCAGGCCAGCAAGAACCCUCACUUUGUCAGUAAGCUUGUCAAGAUGGCAGAGGCAUCCUCGAUGUUCGCAGACGCUUUGCACAAGAAGAGAAGGUUAUCCGGGUUAGAUUACGCGGUCGAGGCCACAGAAACAGCUAGCUUCUGUGAUGACCAUAGCGCCACUUCCAGGCAAGAAAUGGGCAACCUUCUGAACCAGCACUUCUCCGAUAAGCUCAAGUUGGGACUCUGCCCCGCGGAGACAGAGAGCAACCUCAUCACCCUGAGCACCCAAAGCUCGCACGAAGACAACUGUAGCCUGCAUGGCAGGCAUCCUCCAGGGCAUGACGGAAUGGGGACCGGAUGCCUUCCCCUGGUACCACAGAUGAUGGAGCUCUCCGAUACGGGGACGUCCAUCUGCCCCUCAAAGAGCUCAUUCUUCAGACCAGCCGUAAACGACGAAGGGCUGUCGCCGUGCCAUCUGAGCCUAACUCUAGCAUCGUGCUCGAUGGAUGUCGACAGAGGCCAAGCCUCCAAUGCAGACGGAAGCACCACCGUCAACAAGGGAAGCGACAACCCAUUGGAGGCCACCGCAGCUGCCAUGGGCAGUAACCAGAAGGCAUCAGUCGAUGCUGGCACAGAUGCAACAACACCACGAGAGGAUACGCGAGUGGCCACCGAGCCGGCUGCUCCUGUCAAGGCGAAUGACAACUUCUGGGAACAGUUCUUGACGGAGAGGCCAGGAGACGCGAGCUCUGGCCCGCGGGAUCCUUCCAUGGACAAGGGGCAAACAGAAGGCAGGGAGAAGGAUGACAGAGAAGCCACGGAACAGCUGAAACUCUGAUUUUACUUCCAGAGCUACCAAUUUCGCGGAAGGGAUACAUACAGGAAGCUGCUGUGUAAUCAGGAUGGCAGGAAUUAAUGGGUGUACAUAUUUAUCAGGGGUGCAUAUCAUGGUACUAGCCGGAACUGGGGAUGCCCUUAGAGCAACUCUAGCCGUCGCGCCAUAUAUUCGCAGCCUUCGAAAUUUUCAGAGGGCGCUUCAUCCUUCUUUUUGGUGGUUGUGCGACACAAAACAGUUGUAGUCCGAACUCCAUUUUUUGCGGGCCCAUUCUUCAGCGUCUAUGUUCAUUCUUAAUAUAGAAAAUUGCACUGUA
Hordeum vulgare subsp. vulgare (domesticated barley) is the source of this 1782-nucleotide messenger RNA. RefSeq names its product heat stress transcription factor A-5. The transcript has 2 exons. Gene Ontology annotation, molecular function: RNA polymerase II cis-regulatory region sequence-specific DNA binding; DNA-binding transcription factor activity. Gene Ontology annotation, biological process: regulation of transcription by RNA polymerase II. The record is from RefSeq and is a predicted model, not a curated record. Bases 96 to 1469 code for a protein of 457 amino acids. Lineage: Eukaryota; Viridiplantae; Streptophyta; Magnoliopsida; Poales; Poaceae. Gene Ontology annotation, cellular component: nucleus.